AUGUCGGUAUCGAGUAGCAAGCAUCCUAGUAAUGAUGCUAAUGUUGCAAAUCAGUCUGUUCAAGGUGUCAGCCACUUGAUAGUUGUUCAAAUUAUGGCCAAAUUGCUCACUUUUGUUUUGAAUCAGUUGAUAAUCAGGUACUUAUCACCGUCAAUUAUUGGUGCAACUACAUAUUUGGAAUUCAUUUGUUCAACAAUACUAUUUUUCAGUCGAGAGUCAAUUAGAUUAUCCGUGCAAAGAGUUCGCAAUAACUCGAAUAAUAAAGAUUAUGUUGCUCAAAAAGUGAUUAAUUUUGGAGUUUUAGCAAUAGCAUUGGCUUUCCCUAUUUUCUGUGCCAUUGGGUAUUGGCAACUCAAUUAUUCACUGGUGAUGGAUAAGUUGUUUUUAUCUCCCUUUUAUAAACCGGUUAUUGUCUUGUUUGUAGCGCUGGUCAUUUUGGAAUUGCUUGUUGAGCCUAUAUACUGUUUGUAUCAAUUCCAAUUGGAUUUUGGUAAGCGGUCAAAGUUCGAAGGGUCAGCUAUUUUUGUCAAAUGCAUAGUUUCGGUUUUGUCAAUUUUACUUGCUCGACAGUAUUUUUUUGGUCAGAAUUUUGAAGCUGCAGCAAUUUGUGCCUUUGCCUUGGCUCAAUUUGGUUAUUCAAUGACUUUAUUUGCAUGUUACUUCACAUCCUUUAAAUUUGAGUUUCAGAAUCAUGAAAUAAAAUACAGUUUGGUCAAACUAAAAGAUGAGAACGCAAGGGAAUUUUAUUUUGAAAGGGACACUUUAAUCAUUGUUAAAGGAUUUUUUGUACAAAUGAUUUUUAAGCAGUUUCUCACGGAAGGGGAUAAACUACUUACUAGUCAUCUCUGUACAAUUGAGGAACAGGGAAUGUAUGCUGUUAUGGCAAAUUAUGGCUCAAUAAUUGCGAGAUUGUUGUUCCAACCAUUGGAGGAGUCAACACGAUUAAUGUUCACAAAACUCUUAAAUGAUAAUUCAGGCUCUGAAACAGAGGAGAAAACCAAGAAACUGGAAUCCUCCAAGUAUACUCAGACAUUUAAUUAUUUGAAGUUAAUAUCAAUUUUUUACUUUAAUUUGAGUUUGAUUAUUUUGUUUGCAGGUGUCACUAGUGGUCCGUAUUUGCUAAAGCUUUUAAUGGGUGGAAGAGCUUCCAACUGGGAAAAUACAGAUAUAUUUAAACUUUUCCCCCAAUACAUAGUGUAUCUUCCAUUUCUUGCUUUUAAUGGAAUUUUGGAGGCUUUGUUUUCAAGCAUGGCAACUAAUUCAGACUUGAAAAAUUUUUCAAAAUUCAUGACAUUAAUUACCAUCUUGGUGUUGCUAAUUCUGUUCUUACUUAUUGAUGCUUUGAAUUUAAGAAUAUCGGGCUUAAUUUUGGCAAACAUAUUUAACAUGAGUUCAAGAAUAGGGUAUUGUUACUUUAAGAUUUCAAAAUUCUAUUCAAAUGAACAUGUGAAAAUCUCUUUUGUCGAUAUCAUCAGAUAUAGUUAUCCAUCCAUUAUGAUUACUUCAAUAAUAUGGAUAAUUCAGUUUUUCAUAAUAGGACAAAAUACCACUAAUUUUUCACAGUUAAUCCUAAACGCUUGUUUUUCAUUUGUGUUGUUAAUACUAUUGAUGAUUGUGGAAAGCGAAAACUUAAAGAAACCAUUUGAAAGAGUGACAGGUAAGUUAUUGAAAACUAAAUUAGAUUAA
Molecule: messenger RNA, 1686 nt
Organism: Candida dubliniensis CD36
Lineage: Eukaryota; Fungi; Ascomycota; Pichiomycetes; Serinales; Debaryomycetaceae
Product: glycolipid translocation protein
Exons: 1
Coding region: 1-1686 (561 amino acids)
Biological process (GO): dolichol-linked oligosaccharide biosynthetic process; glycolipid translocation
Cellular component (GO): endoplasmic reticulum membrane
Source: RefSeq, a predicted model, not a curated record